AUGGCCCUGGGACAGAGGCUGUUCAUCACUAUGUCCCGGAGAGCAGGACGUCUUCAGGGCACGCUGCAGGCUCUCGUCUUCUUAGGCGUCCUAGUGGGCAUGGUGGUGCCCUCACCUGCUGGCGCCCGCGCCAACGGCACGCUACUGGACUCCAGAGGCUGGGGCACCCUCUUGUCUAGAUCUCGAGCUGGGCUAGCUGGAGAGAUUUCGGGUGUGAAUUGGGAAAGCGGCUAUUUGGUGGGCAUUAAGCGACAGCGGAGACUCUACUGCAACGUGGGCAUUGGUUUCCACCUCCAGGUGCCUCCUGACGGCCGGAUCAGUGGGACGCACGAGGAGAACCCUUACAGCCUGCUGGAAAUCUCCACGGUAGAACGGGGUGUGGUGAGCCUCUUUGGUGUGAAAAGUGCUCUCUUCAUUGCCAUGAACAGUAAAGGAAGACUGUACACAACGCCCAGCUUCCAAGACGAAUGCAAGUUCCGAGAAACCCUCCUUCCAAACAAUUACAACGCCUACGAGUCAGACCUGCACAGAGGGACCUACAUUGCACUGAGCAAAUAUGGACGGGUCAAGCGGGGCAGCAAGGUGUCCCCAAUCAUGACUGUCACUCACUUCCUCCCCAGGAUAUAA
Molecule: messenger RNA, 627 nt
Organism: Apodemus sylvaticus (European woodmouse)
Lineage: Eukaryota; Metazoa; Chordata; Mammalia; Rodentia; Muridae
Gene: Fgf6
Product: fibroblast growth factor 6
Exons: 3
Coding region: 1-627 (208 amino acids)
Biological process (GO): animal organ morphogenesis; fibroblast growth factor receptor signaling pathway; positive regulation of cell population proliferation
Cellular component (GO): cytoplasm
Molecular function (GO): fibroblast growth factor receptor binding; growth factor activity
Source: RefSeq, a predicted model, not a curated record